Messenger RNA from Oreochromis aureus, 7529 nucleotides. It is a transcript of the gene mbd6, whose product is annotated as methyl-CpG binding domain protein 6. The record is from RefSeq and is a predicted model, not a curated record. Lineage: Eukaryota; Metazoa; Chordata; Actinopteri; Cichliformes; Cichlidae. The transcript has 13 exons. Gene Ontology annotation, cellular component: nucleus; chromocenter. Gene Ontology annotation, molecular function: DNA binding; chromatin binding. Bases 785 to 5839 code for a protein of 1684 amino acids.
UCAACAGUAAAAACUCCAUUAUUUUUUGCUCGGAAUUUGUGAGAAAAAAAAACAGUGGGCAACUGUGAACUGGGGAUUACAUGGGCCGUUAUGGUUGUCGGAAUAUAUUUGAAAGCUCCACGGUUUAGCAGAAGAGAGAGCAAAACAACGGCCGGAUAGCUGCAGACCGGGAGCGGGACAUCCUUCAGUCUUGUCGGGACACUCCACAAUCAAGUAAAUUUCAGUCAGUUAGCUGACUGGCUAGCUAGCCUAGCUGGUUGCAGCGUUAGCUCCGAGAUCCCAGGCGCAGUAAAAUGAAGCGUUAUUGCCCUUUGUUUUUAAGUCGGACUGGCAGACGUUGUAUGAAUGCUGAGAGCUGAAUGAGCACACCGCUGCGGGAAUUGGAUUACACAAUGACUUAUUUUGCGCUCAUUUAUUAAAGUAUCAGCCGUUUUCAAAACAUUAUCUGGCUAGCCCGUUUGCUAGCCAGCUAACUCUUGAUUCUCCCGCGAGCCAGAAAAGCCAAGACUCCAAAACUUCGCCAACACAGAGCCUGACGCAGAGAAAAGGCUCUCCACCUUCACCCACAUCCCUACUCUGAUGUGAACUGAACUAAUAAAUCUGCAGGAGUCAUCCUUUAAGUGAGGGAUCUGCCUCAUAGCUGAAGAAAGUCGAGGUGUUUGGGCAAGUCAGGUUUUACUGGCAGUGUGCUUCUAACCCACCAGCAUGUACACUGGACAGUGGAUACUCUAGCCAAAACAGAUCCUGGCUUCCCAAAGAUGACAAGGUGCUGGCAGGCUACAAAAUGAUGGGAGGCAGUGAUACUGUCAGUGGGGACAAGGAUGGGGUCCACACCACUGCAAUACACGUCCCCAUCGGCUGGCAGAGGAGAGUGGAAGGAGGGCAGGUACUCUAUGUCAGUCCCAGUGGCACUACCCUGUCCAAUCUGGAAGAGGUCAAGACCUAUCUGAUGACUGAUGGCACCUGCAAAUGUGGCCUCGAGUGUCCUCUCAUCAUCAACAAGGUUUUCAAUUUCACAGUGGGUGUGAAGGUGGAACAGCACAGCCAGCCACUGGGCAAAGCAGAGCAGGACAUGACCAAACUCUGUAAUCAUCGCAGGAAAGUGGUGGCAAUGGCUGCCCUGUGUCGCAGUAUGCAGGCUUCACAGCUGCCCUUUGCCAACUUUCAUCAUCCAGGUAACCAAGAGAUGAGCAAUCGGGUGGACAGUCGUGAUACAAAGGGCGAAUCCACAGAGCGUGAAGAAGAGGACCGUGGCAUUUUCUGUCCCAAACUCCAUCCAGUCCCAGCUCGACCCCAGAACAACCUUCACCCAAAUCCCUGCACCAGUCCUAAAUCCUCUCACCAUUUUAUUUAUCCUUACAAUGGCUCCUCCUCUGUCCUUCACCCAGCCACAAACUCUCACUAUCCACUAGAUGUCUUUAGAAGACUUCACCAUCCUGCUUUCUCAGCAUCUUCCAGCUCUUCCUCCAGCUCAUUUCCAGCGUACAGCACCCCCCAGAGGUCACCCCGUACUCCCACUCCUCAAAGCAACAGUCAAGGUCAAAGAACACCUAAAACCCCAGAGACUCCUGUUUCUCCUCGGCUAGGACCCCUCUCUUCACCUCCCCCCUCGUCCCCUGUUACCCUUGGUGGAGGAGGAAGAGGAACACAGACUCAUCCUCAUCAUCCUCAUGUUGUAAUUGUGGGAGGUUCUACCCCACCCUCCCUCUCUCCCUCUGUCCAUAACAUGUCUAUGUCUCCACACCAGCGCUCCUGCCACCCAUCAGCUUCUCCAUCCUCUCUGUCUGAGCAGGGAGGAGGCUUACCAGCAGCAGAAGGAGGAACGCUGAUGGGAAAUAACUUGCCUCAGAGGAGGAAAUCUACCUCUUCCUCUCCACACUCCCCACUUCCCAGUGGCUCCCCAAACCCCAGCCCCCAGCUCCCCAAAUACAAGCUGGAAGACAUCCUGGAGCAGUUUAAGAACUCAGGCAAUAGCAGCACUAAUAAUCACCACCUCCUAAACCCUAAUAAUCCCUCCUUACUGACCAACCAAAGCAGUAGUAACCCUCAUGGUCUUUCCUCAAAGCCCUCAAAGACUCCAACCUCCACUGCAGGAUCACAAGUUUUUGGGUUGAACUCUGCAGGGCCCUCUAGUUUACCUCUGGGGCCAUAUCUGAACCACCACCAUAGCCAUCAGGGCAAGCUGCCACAUCCAGCUUCUUUCCCUGCAAGUAGCCUCCUCUCUGCAGCUGCCAAGGCUCAGCUGGCUAACCAGAUAACCCAGGGCCAGAGCUCAAAUGUGGCCAGCAACGCAGUGACCUUGGCCUCUUCUCUGGAGGUCCUGAAAGAGGCACAACAGCAACAGGCAUCAAAGGUAACAAACAGCACUUUACAUAACAGCCACUCUCCCUCCUCCAUUGCUUCUUCUAGGCUUCCCCAUCCCUCCCUUGCAGCAGCCUCCACUGUUUUCUUUCCUCCAUCACACUCUCUGGUCCAGUCCCUGGCUUCCUCCUCAUCCCAUCUGCCACAAUCAGCAGAGCGUAACACAUCGUAUAGGAAGCGGCAACGUCGAUCUCCCACAGUCCUCAGCAUGCUAACAGACACCAAGCAGCUCUGUAAUGGGCUGCGGAAGACCCCACCAGAAGAUGCUGUUUCUGCUACAGUUAUCAAUCUUUCCUCCUCGUCCACUUCAUUCCCCUCCUCCUCCUCGCAUUCCUCCUCUACCUCAGCUGUGCAGAAUCAGAAUGCCAUCAUGUCAGAUAACCAUCAUCAACUCCUCUCUGGGCAGAUGCCCAGGUUCCCUGCUCCUCGACAGACGGCACAGCUUUCCAGGCCUCUGCGCCCAAAUGAGGCCCUGGACUUCACUACAGGACCGACACCCACAGCCACCCCUCUUGGCUUGGAUCCUCCAACCCAGCCUUUGUCUGCCCUGUUACACCUGCUCAGUUUGCAGAAUGUGCAGGCCACAGUCUCAGCAUCCAGCUCUGCCUUAGCUCAGUCUGGAUCUGUGUCUGUUGAAGGAGGUGGACACACUAAUAAACAGAGCCCCAAGCAGUCACCUUCAUCUCCAACCCAUCAGUCUAAUGUCAGGGACUCGCCGACUCGGUCACCUUGCCGAACAGAUAACACUAAUUCUCCCUCAUUGAGUCCACAGCCACUUUCUCCUCCUCCCCCCUCCUCUCAGUUCACAUCAGCGCAGUCUCAUCUUUAUCCUCAGUCCACUAAGUCAACUCCUCUUCAAAAAGAUUCUUCGUGCACAGUGUUACCAAACUCAGAUUUCCACAACAGCAGCAGCCCAUCUCAGCAGACACCCCCAUCUUCCUUUGGCAAGCAUCAACAAACCGAUAAUCACAUUCCUUCAGUAGAUCCUGCUUCCCAGUCAUCUUUACAGGUUGCCUCACCUCAGGGCACUGUCACAAGAGAGAUUGUUAGUAAGAACGAACCUACGUCAGUGGACCUUAGUCAUCCUCAAGGCAGUGUUCCUGUAGGGGUAUCCACUUCCCCAAAGCCUCUAGAUCUUAGCAACCACGUCCUGGCCAUUCUCGCAGCAUCUUCUAAUGUUCCCCAAGGGGAGGGCAACUCUUCCAGCCAUACCUCUGAUGUUGAGAUGUCUUCCCCAGGAAAUCAAACUGCAGGAACGGAGGAGUCUGAAUUUGGGGACCCAAAGAUCUCCACAUUGACCAAACCUCCAGCCACCAGUCCCGGGCUCACUAGCUCCUCUCGUCAAGGAGAGAAUCACAGUCCUCCUAACCCUUCAGCUGUAGGUGACUCAGCCACUCCUUUAAGUCUGGCAGAGGCCUUUCCCUUCAUGAACCAAGAGCAGCUGCUCCAGCUGCUGUCGUCUACAGGAGGAGUACCAUCUGUCCUGGACCCCACAGUCCUGGCUUCAUUGCCCCUAGGGGGCCUUUGGUUGGGAGGACAACAUGCACAAGUACCUCCUGCCAGUGUUGCACCGCAGCCACCACAUAAUCUGUCAGACCAGCAGUCAGAGCAGCAACAGCAGCAGUUACUGAUAACACAGCAAGAAGAUGCACAGCAGCAAAACCAAGACCAACAACAAAAGCAACUGCAGAUUAACAACAAUCAUCUGUUUCCCUUGUUACCCCUGUUGAGUGGUGCCCAAGGGGAGUUCCCUCUGAACCUUUUAGGGCUGCUGAAUCCACUUCCAGCCCCAGCGUCGGCCCCUUCUGCAGGGCAGGAGGCUGAUUUGACAGAAAAACCCAACCUUCACGCUCUGCUAAUGGCCUCCUUGUUGCAACAGCAGGCUUCCUUGUUACCUCUAUCUGCGCUGGGUCAGUUGAGCCAGGUCAGCUUGGAAGUUCCUAUCCAGCAGUCACAGCAGAUCUCUACUACAUUGGAGGGCCUCAGUCUGGAUAAGACCUCUGGCCUGCUGGACCCAUCAACCCUAACUGGGCCAGGGCUCUUGGAGGUCACUCAGGGCCUCCUUCCUAUUCCUGCAGGAGCUGAAGGCUCUAUCCAAGCCCUUCAGUCUCUACUCAUUCCCGCCACUCUUCCUCCUCCCUCUGCAGCCUUCCUGCCCCUCAGCCCUGCCUUGCUCACUGCUGCCCUGAGCUCUGCUGAGCUCCACCCGCCUCCCAAUACCCAAUUAGCUCCUGCACAGCAAACCCAACAUACCCAACCUCAGGUACCCACAGAUGCUGGUGUUGACACGCUCAUACCCGUAUCUCUUCAAAGCAAGGACAACCCCAUCCUCCAACAGUUACUCCCCACUUUGCUGAACCCUGCUAUAUUAGGAGAUCUUCCUGGCCUCACAGGCCUCCAUAACAUUGUGGGGAUUGGAGCAGGUUCCAUUCUCCUACCACCAGUCCAGGCCUCUGCUUUGGGGAUGCCACUGCUACAGGGCCAUGAUGGAGCAAUCAACUUACUCAACAACAUACAGCUGAACCUUGCUCCAGCCUCAGAAGGAGAGAAGCCAGUAUCCUUGCAGGACGCUCAAAGCCCUGCCCCACAGGAAGACAUGCCAGCCAGUCAAAUCACUCCUGAAGUGAUCCCAAGUCCUGUUCCAGCUCUAGCUCCAGCUGCUGCCCAAGAAUCCACUCCAGCCUCUCAGCGAGGAUCUGAGGGCAGAUCUGUCAUUGAUCCUUAUACUUCUUUCAUGGACACGAUUUAUACCUCUUUUCUUCAAGUCAGUGCUAAAGAGCAGGAAGAUGGGGCCCAUUUGGGGCCAUCUGACCCCACUUCACCCUUCUGUGCCUUACCUCCAGUUUCUUUUCCUGUGGAGCACCAUACACCGUCCACAACUGUCCCAACUCUGCCACAAGCAAGUGCCCCAGUUUCCCUUAGCCCACGGCGGGCUUGUUCCCUACGCAACCCAGACUUAUCCCGACUUAGUCUGGAAGCAGCAGCCCAUUCUCCAGCCCAAGGGACACCCAAACCCACUGAAGAUGGGUCUGUGUCCCCCUUACAAAGGAAACCAGUUAUGGUAGAGGGACAUACUCACCCAGAACCUCCUCUUCCACCUAUAUACUUGGAGGAGGCCAAGACAGACUGUGCUGGGCCUGCUGCAUCUAUGUGCCCUUAUGUAGAUCCAGGUGUGGAUAGGCAGGGGCAUCUUCCCCAAGUAGGGUAUCUCAGUCCUGGGGAUGAAUGCAAUAGUAGGCCCACUGAAGAGACAACUGGGACAUUGCUGCACUCUGAACAGGGAAUGGACCAAGCAGGAGCAGCGGGUGGAGCCAGAAGAGGAAGGAAAAGGAAACAAACGCUUCAGAAUGUGUUAGAAGACUUCAGAGACGUGGAUGCUACAGCACUAGAGGAAACCAAGGCUACAACAGCACUGCUGAAGCCUGAGAGGUCAGUGCGCGGCAGGCGGCGACGAGGCGCCAGGUCUCAAAGGCAGUGAUUGGUGGAGGGUGCCAUCAUUCAGAGCUGUUCACCAAUGAAAGGCAACCAGAUGCCUCUGUAUACCCCUCCAUCUCUCCAACCUCAUCACUACUGUUUUAGACCUUAAAAAAAAAAAUCAACUGCACUAAUAUGAUGCUGUCAUGUCAACCAUUGUUAUGGCAACCACUAUGAACAGAUAGGAGAAAGAUCUAGUCUGAGUUUAUUUCAAAAGGUGAAAAACAUGAAGAGAGAUUUUGUGGAUACUUUUUUCACUUGUGUUUUCUCUUAGGUCACAAAAUAAUGGUUGCGUUACAUUGUGAACAAUGAUCUGUCAAUUAGGUUGGUGUUAGAAUUAUAUCAAUGAGAAAACAUGAAAAUAACAAACGAGUAAUGUUUUCUCCUCAUCAGUGUGUUACUGUGAGUCAGGACGAAGCCCAUCUACUUGAACGAUGCUCUCUGUUGAAAGUGUGUCUGUACACGUGUGGAUGAGUGUGUCCUUUUAUGUGUUUGUGUGUGUGUGUGUUGGACAACAGUGCUGUUGCUGAGCCCCCCACUGUCAGGCCGUUUUUCAUUUCAGUGAGACCUUGUCUUUUUAGUAAGAUGAACGUCUCUUUGUGCUUGUAUUUUAGAGAAAUGUUCCAGGUUUUCAGAAGGUGCUGAAAGAGACUACAAGAAGGAAAAAAACUUGACUUUUUUUUUUUUUCUUCAAAGUAUGUUAUAACCUUUGUGGGAUAAACCAAGGAACUAGUCUGGUUUACUCAAUCAGGUUUCUUAGGUAGUAUAUAUCAGUGGCUGAUUACAAACAGGAAAGUUUUUCAUUGAAUAUAAUUUCACAUAUCAUGUGAGAUGUAUUGGUUUCCAUGUUAAACCAACAGAAAACGUUAAUUUGAAGUUGUUUUGUACAACCUUGAAUCAUGUUGCAAUGCUCCAGGGUUCCCAGUGACUCCAACCAUACUGAUGUUUGUAAAAAUUGCAAAACAGGCAACAAAUAUAGUGCAACUCAUGAAACUCACGAGUGCCGUUUGUCAUAAUUUGGCAACCCAUUUACAUUUCAGAUGCUGUGUUACUUGACACUGUGAAGAAUUACAUGUAGCUCUGGUGACUUACAUGGGAUGAGACCCAGCCAAGAGAUAAGUCUAUUGAAAAAAAAAAAAUAAAAUAAAGAGGCUUAAUUUUGAAGUUAAACAGGAACCAGGUGUUUACAGAAAGUACUGUAUGUCCUUUGAUUGGAUGAAUGGAUGGCUGGAAUACUUAAAACACAGAGAGCGAUAAUGUCUUAUGUGGAUCUGUUGAGUCCGUGUGUUACUGUGGAUUUGGAGUGAUAUCCUUGCUCUGUCUCCCCCGUCACUGUUUGAGCUCUCCUCCACACACUGCCCUGCCCCUGAGAGUACUGGCAUCUCUAGCUGUAUUUAAAAUAAAAUAACAAAAAAAAGAAUAAAGAAAAGUGAAAAAGAAAGCAGAUUAUGCAAUUUCUACACUUGGAGAUUUGUACAUAUGUACAGUUAAUGUGUUUUAUUUUGAUUUUAUAUUGUUAGAGACAGAUGAGAGAAAACAAUGAAUUGUGAAUUUUUUCUGGGAAUUGUAAUUAAGUAUUUUUCUCAUUCUACCCCUUGCUUUCAAUACUUAUGUUAAAAAAAAGACGAUUAAAUUGUGGACUGUAGCUUUCUUUUUUUAUAUGGGAGUCGUUUUUUAUUUAAUAUUAAACUAUU